AUGAAACCAGCUGAUUGUCUGAACACUACAUCGACUUAUGAUCCGUCGAAGGUCAUUCCCGGAAAUUUAAAUGUAAUCCCACAAGUUAUAAAGCAGUGGAAUACGACCAACGAAUCCAAUCAAAUGCAUUCGUAUUAUCUGUUCGUGGUCAAUGUCAUCAACUCUCAAAUUGCGCCUAUUUGUGGGUUACAAUUGCAGCAAAAUAAUAGCAAAGCGGUAAGUGACAUUAGGGAUUUGAUAUCAACGUAUGAUUAAACAUUUAUAUUUUUGUUUAGGUAAUAUUGGAAAUGUGGAAAUUAAGUGAAGACGAGAGGCCUAAUGGAUCUCCAAAUAUGUAUGCACUACCAUCCUGGAUGAGAUUAGAAGUUGGCUCUGUCUAUAAGGCCGGAGGGGUCGCCAUGGACGGGAUACCCGACUUCAUUACGAUUAAUUCAACUGUCUGUACAUAA
This is a messenger RNA of Bursaphelenchus xylophilus (pine wood nematode), 449 nucleotides long. Lineage: Eukaryota; Metazoa; Nematoda; Chromadorea; Rhabditida; Aphelenchoididae. The record is from the annotation of a GenBank genome assembly.